UCGACAAGACAACAGAAUUUCUGCUGUCUAAUGAUAAUGUUUGGACUUUGUAUCAACAUCACGUGCCCCAUCUGUCUGUUUGCUUUAUCUUGUGGGAAGAAGUCGAUCUCCAAAGCACAGAAAGCAGAACGUUAACGGAACUCUCCUACUUGGAAAUCCAGCUGCUGAUCCAAGCUGGCCCUGCCUGAUAUUUUGAUCUUUCAUCACGAGCCUUAGCAAGAAGUAAACUCUCCAGACUGAGAACAGCCAUGAUCUACUUCUACUGUGUCUUGGGGGUCUGGAUUUUUCUCCUUCACAGCCAUGUCACAGGAUAUCCCAAGCGAAAAACCUCUGGAUUAGAAGACAUCAGAAACUGCACAGUCACCCCUCCGCAUCUACCUCCUACGGUGACCAAUACGAGUGAGCGGUUGAGUGCCCUGCGGCAGCUCAUGCGCACCCACAACAUCACAGCAUACAUCAUUCCCUCCAAGGAUGCACACAUGAGUGAAUACAUUGCAGAACGUGACAAGAGGUUAUUCUGGAUGACAGGUUUCACAGGAUCAUCAGGGACGGGAGUGGUCACUCUGCAGAAGGCAGUCCUCUUCACUGACAGCCGGUACUGGACCCAGGCAGAGCGCCAGAUGGACUGCAACUGGGAGCUGCAGAAAUCAGUCUGGAUUACGUCUAUUUGUGAGUGGAUACUUGAAAAAGUUCCUGCUGGGGAGAAGAUUGGAUUGGAUCCUUACCUCAUUUCCAUUGAUGAAUGGCAAAGCUACAAUCAAGCCCUUGAGGAUUCGAAUAGGUUCCCCACCCCCAUAGAAAGCAACCUUGUAGACCCAGUGUGGGGUUCCCAGAGGCCUCCUCCACCCACCAGCGAGAUCUACCAACUCCCAGACAACUUCACUGGGAGCACCUGGCAGGAGAAGGUUUCCAACAUCCUGAAACAGAUGGAGGAUCAUAUCAAGAAGCCUACAGCAGUCUUGCUGUCUGGUCUCGAGGAAACAGCCUGGCUCUUCAAUCUUCGAGGCGAUGACAUCCCUCACACGCCAGUCUUCUAUGCGUACACACUUCUCACUAAUGGGAAUAUCAGUCUCUUUGUGGAUCAGGAACAGCCGCGGCUGAGUGAAAAGACUCUCCAGUCGCUGACAGCGCAGUGCCCGGGGUCCUUGUGCGUUCAUGUGGAGAGCUACGAUCACGCAAGUGCCGGAGUGACAUCUUACGCCCAGCAGGAUGGUGUUCGCAUUUUGAUCGGAACAGAGUACACCACUCUAGGGCUCUAUCGGAGCAUCCCCCAGGAGAAACUCCUGGAAGAAAACUACUCUCCUGUCAUGAUAACCAAAGCAGCCAAGAACUCCAAGGAGCAGGAAAUGCUGCAAGCUGCCCACGUACGAGAUGCUGUGGCAGUGAUCCGAUACUUGGUCUGGCUAGAAAAGAACGUUCCCACCGGUUCUGUGGAUGAAGUCUCCGGGGCACGCUAUGUGGAUCAGUUACGUGGGGAGGAGCUGUUCUGCCAUGGGACCAGCUUUGACACCAUCUCUGCCAGUGGUCUGAAUGCAGCUCUGGCCCACUACAGUCCCUCCAACACUACCAGCCGGACACUGUCUGUGAAUGAAAUGUAUCUGCUGGACUCUGGAGGCCAGUAUCUGGAUGGAACAACAGACAUAACCCGGACUGUCCACUGGGGGGAGCCCACUCCUUUUCAGAAGGAAGCCUACACACGGGUGCUGAUGGGAAACAUUGACCUUUCCAGACUCACCUUUCCAUCCAAAACAUCAGGGAGAAUGGUGGAAGCCAUCGCUCGCCAGGCCUUAUGGGAAGUGGGACUCAACUAUGGCCACGGGACUGGCCAUGGCAUCGGCAACUUCUUGUCUGUCCAUGAGUGGCCCGUGGGCUUCCAAACCGAUAACAUACCCAUGGAAAAGGGCAUGUUCACCUCCAUAGAGCCUGGUUAUUACCAUGAUGGUGAGUUCGGGAUCCGUCUGGAGGAUGUCGUGCUCGUGGUAGAAGCGGAGACGAAGUACGAAGUGAGCGAAACACCCUACCUAACUUUCAAGGUCAUCUCCUUGGUGCCCUACGAUCGGAAGCUCAUUGAUGUGAAGCUUCUUUCACAGGAGCAGAUCCAGUACCUCAGCAGCUACUACGAGACCAUCCGCAAGCUUGUGGGACCUGAACUGCAGAGACGGCAACUGCAUGAAGAGUACAGGUGGCUGCAGGAGAAUACAAAGCCCUUUUCCCGUGCUAUUCUUAUGGUAGCCUCCCUGGGCACCCUCGCCAUGAGCAUCCUGGCUUCUAGUCUUCUGACUGGCGUGUUAGCCUGA
Messenger RNA from Heteronotia binoei (common prickly gecko), 2297 nucleotides. It is a transcript of the gene XPNPEP2, whose product is annotated as X-prolyl aminopeptidase 2. Lineage: Eukaryota; Metazoa; Chordata; Lepidosauria; Squamata; Gekkonidae. The coding region runs from base 249 to 2297 and encodes 682 amino acids. Gene Ontology annotation, molecular function: metalloaminopeptidase activity. The transcript is spliced from 21 exons. The record is from RefSeq and is a predicted model, not a curated record.